CUCGGUUUUGCAUCGUCGUUGUAAUCAUUUCACGCGCCCAUGCGCGAUUGUGUUGGUACAGCGAGGUUUCCGAGGAUUUUAUUUUUGGAGAUAUGCGCGCGAGUAGUAAGCACACGCACACACACCCACACACACACUAACACACAGCGACCUACUCGCGGUGUCUUGUCUGUUGGCUGCUGGCUGCCGAUUCGAUAUGCCGAGCGUCUUGCUCCGAAGCCAACAUGACAAGUCUUGUCGUUCACCCGACUCAGUCUGUCUGCUGCUGGGGCAGAAGAGUCUGACUGAGUCUGUGUGGUAAUGUGUGGCGCUGUACGCGGUUAUUGUUUUGUUUUGAUAUAUCUUUUUGCUGCUGACUUUUGCAACAGCAAGCUGUUGAUGCGCGGAGAAUUCGGCAAUUGUUGUUUCAACUGAUUAUCUCGCUAGGUGAUGAAACCGAUGAAAAAAACGAACCCUCAGCAAUUCGAGCGUCUCGUUGAGCUGAUGAAGCAAAACCCCGAGUUCGCGAGAGGAUGCCAUGGGUUGGGAAUAAGCAAAACCAACGUUAAGCAGCGAUGGCAACAGUUCGGCACGGUACUGAACGCCUUGGGACCCCCGACGCGACCAGGACACGAAUGGCAGCGAGUUUGGAUGGACAUGAAGGGGAAGGUGAAGAAAAUUUUGACGUACAACAACAGGGAACUACGAGCAGGAGCAGCUGGAGAAGGGUCGCAACCGAAUGUAAAAUCGUUAACUCCUCUGCAACGCGAGAUCGAUGUACUGUUGCAUCUUUCAACGAACAUCAAAGUGGAUGAACUCUCGGAUGACUACGAACCAACGAAUGCCAUAUUAUCUCCGUCGCUCGAUCACUUGCUCGAUGGCCAGCUAGCAUUGUCUCCAAUCAGCAGCGGGGCGGAAAGGCGGACUGAACCACCUCGUCACCUCCCAAGGGCUAACAAACGAAAGUGCCGCAUUCGACCGUUCGAAGAAGAACGGUAUGCAAUGUUGAAGAAGCAGACGAAGCUACUGGAACAGUCGAUCGUGCAGAUGGCGGUGAUCGGAGAAAAUGUGGCUAAACUUGUCGGUGCGCUGAAUCAGCAAACGCUCGUUCUGAAACAAGCCGUGAAACUGAUGGAGAAAAAUACUGGAACGAAGCAAUAGGUUUAAAAAUGUGUGUAUGUAUGUACAUAAAUAUAACUGA
Anopheles darlingi is the source of this 1180-nucleotide messenger RNA. RefSeq lists its product as uncharacterized. NCBI's taxonomy places the organism in Eukaryota, Metazoa, Arthropoda, Insecta, Diptera, Culicidae. The coding region runs from base 430 to 1140 and encodes 236 amino acids. The transcript is spliced from 2 exons. The record is from RefSeq and is a predicted model, not a curated record.